AUGGAACGGUUAAGGAGAAUGGUCUGCGCACCCUGUCCCGAAUACAAUGCGGCCGUUGACGAGUUUCGCGACCGAGAAUAUCCCAUGAUCAGGGACUCGGUUUAUCUGGACCAUGCCGGCUCUGCGCUGUGCCCAAAGUCGUUGAUGGAUGCGUUUGCUGCCGACAUGACUUCAGUUCUGUACGGAAACCCGCACUCGGCGUCAUGGCCCUCUCAGCUCUCGACGGCACGGAUCGAUGAUGUGCGGCUGCGGCUUCUCACUUUCUUCCAAGCCGACCCCUCCGAGUAUGACCUCGUAUUUGUGGCCAACGCUACGGCGGGGGUGAAGCUCGUCGUUGAGGCGUUGAGGUCGCUUCCCCGAGGAUAUGCCUAUGCGUAUCAUCAAGCCUGCCACACAAGCCUCAUCGGAGCGCGCGAGGAGUCAACCUCCAGCGUCUGUCUCGAUGACCAUGACGUGCAGGACUGGCUGGAUGGAAAGGAUCCAUUUCGUGGAGCAUCGGCGAACACGAGCGCGACACUCUUCUCCUAUUCCGCGCAAUCCCACAUGAACGGGAAACGAUACCCGAUGGGGUGGGCGAAAGGCGUCAAGGAAAAUGUAGCCAAGAACUCAGCGGCGGUAUAUACCCUGGUCGACGCAGCAUCAUUUAGCGCAACUUCGCAGUUGGACCUCGGUGCGGUGGAUUAUGCGGCUGAUUUUACUGUUCUCAGCUUGUACAAGAUUUUUGGAUUCCCGGAUCUUGGAGCACUGAUCGUGCGACGUACAUCAGAGGCUGUCUUUGAUCAUCGGCGAUACUUUGGAGGUGGCACAGUAGACAUGGUCGUUUGCGGCAAGGAGCAGUGGCACGCCCGGAAGGCACAGUUCCUACACGAGCGGCUGGAAGAUGGGACUCUUCCGUUCCACAACAUCAGGGCUGUUGACGCGGCGCUGACGACGCACGCGAAACUGUUUGGAUCGAUGGACCGGGUUGGUGGACACACAAAAUACCUGACGGAAAGGCUACAUGAUGGCCUUUACUCUCUGAAGCAUCGGAAUGGACGACCAGCCUGCGUGAUUUACACGAGAGGAGCGAAUGAAGCAGGACCGUUGGGUACGGGGCCGGUGGUGUCAUUCAACCUCGUCAACAGCGCAUCGGAAUGGGUUAGUCUUGCCGAGGUGGAAAAACUGGCCAUUCUGAAGCAGAUUCAUGUUCGAACCGGCGGACUGUGCAGCCCCGGCGAGAUAGCUUCUGCUCUCGGCUUGGAGCCGUGGGAAAUGAAGAGGAACCUGUCGGCCGGCUUUCGAUGCGGAACAGACUCGGAACUCAUGGCCGGCAAGCCCACGGGCGUCAUCAGGGCCAGCCUCGGGGCGAUGAGUACUAAGUCAGACGUGGACAAGUUCGUCGACUUUGUGAGGGAAUACUUUGUCGAAGGCGACGACAUUUGGACGCGAUCCGUGGGCAACGGCGAACGCAGAGGUGUCGAGCGAUCGAGCACGCUUCGAGUGAAGACGAUUACGGUGUUCCCCAUCAAGAGCUGUGCCGGAUUCACCGUGCCGGCAGGUACUCGAUGGGAAGUCAGAGCGGAAGGACUGGCGUGGGAUCGCGAAUGGUGCCUCGUGCACCGAGGGUCGGGCCAAGCGCUCACGCAGAAGCAGUACCCCAAGAUGGCGUUGCUGCGGCCGGUGCUUGACUUUGCACAAGGACUGCUGCGCGUGGAAUACCACCGCGAGGGCGAGGGUGCGGCCCGUUCUGUGCACAUCCCCCUGUCGGCCAACCCUGCCCUGUUUAGCAAAGGGUCCAGCCAAAGGCCUUCCCGGGUAUGCGGAGAGGAAGUGUCUGCUCAGGGCUACACCUCGAGCGAGAUCAACGACUUCUUCACCGACGCGCUCGGCGUCCCAUGCGUGCUGGCGAGGUUCCCGUCGGGGGGGCUUGGGCUCGGCAGCCGGACGUCCAAGGCUCGGAUGCAGAAGCAUCAGCAACCAAAGAGGGUCAGAGGCUUGCCCGGCUCGUUUCCCGACAUGCCGUCACCGCCGGACUCGGACUCUGAGCAAAAUCAAGCCGGCAAGAUAUUGCUGUCGAAUGAGAGCCCCAUCCUGCUGGUCCACAGCGCCAGCGUCGGCGCGCUGAACGAGGAGAUUGAGCGUCGCGGUGGAGAGGCCGUCCCCGAAUCUGCCUUUCGGGCCAACAUCGUCAUCGAGGCACUCGCGGGAAAGCAGGCAGAGCCGGCGUACUCGGAGGAUUCUUGGAGCGGGGUGUGGAUUGGGAAGCACAAGUUCAAGUUCCUAGGUGCCUGCCGACGGUGCCAGAUGGUCUGCGUUGACCAGAUGACGGCGGAGAAGCGGCAGGAACCGUUCAGCACGCUGGCCAAGACGAGGAGAUUUGAUGGGAAGGUGUUCUUCGGCUCACACGCGCGACACGAAGCGGGAGAGGAGAGUGUCGGGAAGCAGCUGCCGACGGCGAUGAUUGCCGUCGGGGACGUCGUGACUGUGUACGAUGAAGAAGAGCGUCUGUAA
Molecule: messenger RNA, 2490 nt
Organism: Drechmeria coniospora
Lineage: Eukaryota; Fungi; Ascomycota; Sordariomycetes; Hypocreales; Ophiocordycipitaceae
Product: molybdenum cofactor sulfurase
Exons: 2
Coding region: 1-2490 (829 amino acids)
Biological process (GO): Mo-molybdopterin cofactor biosynthetic process
Molecular function (GO): molybdenum cofactor sulfurtransferase activity; pyridoxal phosphate binding; molybdenum ion binding
Source: RefSeq, a predicted model, not a curated record